Messenger RNA from Anolis sagrei ordinatus, 4987 nucleotides. RefSeq names its product dispatched RND transporter family member 1 (gene DISP1). Gene Ontology annotation, cellular component: membrane. The record is from RefSeq and is a predicted model, not a curated record. NCBI's taxonomy places the organism in Eukaryota, Metazoa, Chordata, Lepidosauria, Squamata, Anolidae. Gene Ontology annotation, biological process: smoothened signaling pathway. Gene Ontology annotation, molecular function: peptide transmembrane transporter activity.
UAUGGCAGAGGGAACAGCGCUGGAAUGCCAGCCCCCAACAAGCCUGAUUCGAGGAGAUCUGCAUCUGCGUGUCAUUCAGGCUCCCGGCUGCAGUCCUGCUAAGCAGACUCAGCCAGGCUUUUUGUUGUCGUCUUUGCCGUUUUUGAGCAGUUACCCAACAGCAUUUUGCUUUGAAGUCUUCCAAAUAAAGAUUAUGUAUGUAGUUGAGUCUUCCUUCAACUCAGUUUGGGUAACCUUUUAGAUUGGUGCUCUUUCCCUCUCCCAAAGCAAAGAGAUAUUCCUCCUUCCCCUCAAAAAGAAAUGUGCUAAAGCAUUCAUCUCCAGUUUGCACAACGUGAAGCUGAAAGUGGGGCAUUUCAAGUUUUAAGACACAUUGCAGGCUGGCUGAAGUUUGGAGCAUGGCUACCAGCAAUGGCAACAACGACUUUGCCAUUAUGAGCAAUGGUGGCAUCCCAUCUAAUGUGACAAGUCAUGAUCUCCUCUCAACCAGUGAUGGCACUGCCACGAUCCCCAACCUCCACACUAAGGAAACCCCAAGAGGAAAAGUGAGUGCAAAUGGAUGCCUUCAACUUAAUGGCAUGCUAAAAGCAUCCUUCCUGCCUGCAGAUGACCAAAGGACUCCCCAGGUGUUGUCACAGUGUCACCUUUGCCAAUAUCAUCACCCACUGAAUCACCAUAGUAAUCAACAAGAAUGCCUUUCCCUGGCUGGCAAUGCGGCAACAUCUCCAUUGACUUCCUGUUGCCCAAACCCUCAUACUGAAUACUCAGCAUCUGCUUGCCAAAACCAUGCACCCUUGUACCAGACCGCUUGCUGCCUCCAGUCUUCACCUUCAUUCUGCCUACAUCAUCAAUGGCCUGAACAUUUUCAACACCAGCCUGUUCAACAGCAUAUAACCAGUAUACGGCCAGCCAGAACGUUAACAUUGCCAAAAAGCUAUGCAGCUUUGAUAGCUGAUUGGCCUGUGGUGGUUUUGGGCAUGUGUACUGUGCUAAUUGUGGUCUGUGCAUUGGUUGGAAUACUAGUCCCAGAUCUUCCAGAUUUCUCUGAUCCAUUAUUGGGUUUUGAGCCAAGAGGAACUGCUAUAGGGCAGAGGUUGGUGACGUGGAACAAUAUGGUGAAAAACACAGGCUACAAAGCAACCUUAGCAAACUAUCCUUUUAAAUAUGCAGAUGAACAGGCUAAGAGCCAUCGAGAUGACAGAUGGUCAGACGACCACUAUGAAAGAGAGAAAAGGGAGGCAGACUGGAAUUUCCACAAAGACAGCUUUUUCUGUGACAUUCCAAGUGAUCGCUAUUCAAGAGUUGUAUUUACAUCAGCUGAUGGAGAGAAUUUAUGGAAUUUACCAGCAAUAAAAUCAAUGUGCAAUAUAGAUAAUUCGAGGAUACGGUCUCAUUUUCAGUUUGGUUAUCUCUGCCAGAGGACCACUGAUGCUUCAUGUUGUCCCAGCUGGACUCUAGGCAAUUAUAUUGCCAUUCUGAACAACAGGUCAUCCUGUCAAAAAAUUGUAGAAAGAGAUGUCUCUCACACUCUGAAGCUGCUCCGUACGUGUGCCAAAUACUACUACAAUGGGACGCUUGGGCCAGACUGCUGGGAUAUGGCCGCCAGGAGGAAGGACCAACUCAAGUGUACAAAUGUUCCUCGUAAAUGUACGAAGUACAACGCUGUUUACCAGAUUCUCCACUACCUAGUGGACAAAGAUUUCCUAAGCCCAAAGCUCACAGACUAUGUCUCACCAGCUUUAAAGUACAGCAUGCUCUUUUCGCCUACCGAAAAAGGGGAAAGCAUGAUGAAUAUCUACUUGGAUAAGUUUGAGAACUGGAACUGUUCUGAUGGGAUCACCACCAUCACAGGGAUUGAGUUUGGAAUCAAACAUAGCUUAUUCCAAGAUUACCUUUUAAUGGAUACUGUGUAUCCUGGGAUCGCCAUUGUGAUUGUUCUUUUUGUCAUGUGCAUAUAUACCAAGUCCAUGUUUAUCACACUCAUGACCAUGUUUGCCAUAAUUAGUUCGUUGAUUGUUUCUUACUUCCUCUACCGGGUAGUAUUUAAUUUUGAAUUUUUCCCCUUUAUGAACCUCACUGCACUGAUAAUUCUUGUUGGUAUUGGGGCGGAUGAUGCUUUUGUCUUGUGUGAUGUAUGGAAUUACACAAAAUUUGAUAAAUCUCAAGCUGCAACGUCAGAAACAGUCAGCAUCACCUUACAACAUGCUGCCCUUUCCAUGUUUGUCACCAGUUUCACCACCGCCGCUGCCUUUUAUGCCAAUUAUGUCAGCAAUAUCACAGCAAUCAGGUGUUUUGGUGUGUAUGCUGGCACCGCCAUAUUGGUGAAUUAUGUUCUGAUGGUAACAUGGUUGCCUGCAGUUGUCGUGUUACACGAACGGUACUUGCUCAAUAUAUUUAGCUGCUUCAGGAAGUCUCAGACAAGGGGCUACAGUAACAAAAGCUGCUGGACAGUUCUGUGCCAAAUGUUCCACAAGGUUGUUUUUGCAGGCUCAGAAGCAUCUAGGAUAUUUUUUGAAAAGGUAUUGCCAUGUAUUGUUAUAAAAUUUCGUUAUAUUUGGUUAGUCUGGUUCUUGGCCUUAACUGUUGGGGGUGCUUAUAUAGUGUGCGUGAAUCCAAAGAUGAAGCUUCCCUCUCUGGAACUCUCAGAAUUUCAAGUGUUCAGGUCUUCUCAUCCGUUUGAACGUUAUGAUGCAGAGUUCAGGAAACUUUUUAUGUUUGAGCGUGUUCAUCAUGGAGAAGAGCUCCAUAUGCCCAUCACUAUCAUCUGGGGAGUCUCUCCUGAAGACAACGGAGACCCCCUAAACCCUAAAAGUAAAGGGAAACUAAAAUUAGACAGCUCCUUCAAUAUUGCAAGCCCAGAUUCACAGCUGUGGAUUUUGAAGUUUUGCCAGAAGCUGAGAAACCAGACUUUUUAUUAUCAAACAGAAGAACAAGACUUCACAAGCUGCUUUAUUGAGACGUUUAAGCAGUGGAUGGAAAAUCAGGACUGUGAUGAACCAGCCCUUUACCCCUGCUGCAGUCAUUGGAGCUUCCCCUACAAACAGGAGAUUUUUGAGUUAUGCAUCAAGAGGGCCAUCAUGGAGCUUGAAAGAAGUACAGGGUACCAUUUAGACAGCAAAACCCCUGGGCCUCGUUUUGACAUAAAUGAUACCAUCAGAGCAGUGGUACUGGAGUUCCAAAGCACCUACCUCUUCACCUUGGCAUAUGAGAAGAUGCAUCAGUUCUACCAAGAGGUGGAUUCCUGGAUUUCACAUGAGCUCAGUACUGCUCCCGAGGGGCUUAGCAAUGGCUGGUUUGUGAGCAAUCUAGAGUUCUAUGACCUCCAGGACAGUCUUUCUGAUGGUACUUUGAUUGCCAUGGGUCUUUCAGUUGCUGUAGCAUUCAGCGUAAUGUUACUUACAACUUGGAAUAUCAUAAUAAGCCUUUAUGCAAUAGUCUCAAUAGCAGGAACCAUUUUUGUUACUGUAGGAUCUCUGGUUCUUCUGGGUUGGGAACUCAACGUUUUGGAGUCUGUCACCAUUUCUGUUGCUGUUGGAUUAUCUGUUGACUUUGCUGUCCAUUAUGGAGUUGCUUACCGCUUGGCUCCAGAUCCUGACAGAGAAGGGAAAGUCAUCUUCUCCUUAAGUCGCAUGGGCUCAGCAAUUGCAAUGGCAGCCCUGACCACAUUUGUAGCGGGAGCCAUGAUGAUGCCUUCCACAGUUUUGGCAUAUACUCAGCUUGGCACCUUCAUGAUGCUUAUAAUGUGCAUCAGCUGGGCCUUUGCAACUUUCUUCUUCCAGUGCAUGUGCCGUUGCCUUGGCCCCCAAGGAACUUUUGGACAGAUUCCUCUGCCGAAAAGAUUUCAGUGCAGUGCCUUUUCCCAGGCAUUGUCGGGAAACAAAGAUGGGGAGGAAAACAAAUACCACUUGGACCCUAGAAGCAAAAAAUCAGACAAGGAGCGUGAGCAUGAGCAUUAUGAGCUGGAGCCUUUAGCAUGCCAGACCAAUAACUGCACUCCCUCUGAGAAGAGAGCCUUUGAAGAGACGCACAUCUGCUCUGAGCUCUUCAACGGUAGGCUUACAAAUGCCCAUGCUCUUCCCCAGUUGGCGUAUAGCGACGAAAUGAACAUGAAUGCUAAAAGUGAAUCCAGCCCAGCCAUGGUACCUUCUGAUGAGCAGGACCCCACUUGCCAGCUGAUGUGUCAAAACCAGCAGUGCAUUUGCUCCGACGCAUAUAAAGCCUUGGGUAUGAAAUGGAGUCCCCGCUCAUGUCAGCAGUUAAAUGAAACCUUAUGCUUUCGCUGUUCUCUUUCGUCUGGAAACAUGCAGACCCAGAAUAAUUUGGUCCCUCUAAAUGUCUUGCCUCGCUCUUCUGAUGGCUACAUUAACACUGUUCAGCAUGUUCUCCACUGUAACUGUCUACAAGGCAGGUUAAAAAGGCCGCCAGUUCAGAAUUCACUCCCGAAAAACAUUUUUCUUCAUUCCGCACACCAUUUUCAAUCCCGCAGUCUUCCUAACACUGAAGAGAACUUAAGAACCCUUCCAAAAGAGACAAACUCUUCCCCAUUCCCUUGCAGAAGUGCUGGUUCAGUCACGAAACCUUGUGAAAAAGAGAACCACCUGUCUAAGAACCAAAAGGGGCUCUGUAAUAGUUGCAGAGGGAAGCGGGAUGUAAGAGUUGCAGAGGUAAAUAGAAAUGAAAAUGGAAUAUCUGCAUCUAAGCAAAACAGGCAAACUGAAGGAGAGGGCAUCCAGGACGUACCACAAAGUACUCCCAGCACUAAAUUGCAUCAGAAUGAGAUUAAGGGUAUAGAAAGCAGUAGAGCAUCAGAAGCUGGCUUUGAGUCUUGCCCUGAAAAUUCACAGUAUUGUAACAGAACCAUAAUGAUCAAGUGCAAUUCUGUUGAGUGUCAUAUGCCAAACACUGAAGCCCAUGUGCCUGCUCUGUUAGCACACCCUGAACUUUCCAAUGAAAGUUUGCUAAUAAAAACACUAUAAUUAAUCUUAAA